This is a messenger RNA of Pimephales promelas (fathead minnow), 1596 nucleotides long. Its product is annotated as organic solute transporter subunit alpha. The record is from RefSeq and is a predicted model, not a curated record. Lineage: Eukaryota; Metazoa; Chordata; Actinopteri; Cypriniformes; Leuciscidae.
AAGACAUCCCUUAGGCAAUAAGAAGCCACCUUGGUAUAGAUUUGCCAUUACCUGAACAAUAAAUCAAUUGCCUAUUUAUGUAAAUCUUUCACUAUUUCUGUAGAACAGGGGUUUGCACCUAAUUAACAAAUAAGCGUUUGUUUACUUCUUUGGAUCCUGACAUCUGAGGGCUCCCAAUUGAAGCUCUUCUGUUUCACAGGUCUUUCAGAUUUCACUGAACAAUGCGGAGGGUGGACAACUGCACGUUCAUGGCAGGUGGGAUCCCUUUGUCAUCUGACUUCUUUAAAGCGAUCAAGAACGAUCUCUGGCUGUUCCUCCUUCCUGCUGUGUUUGCUGUGCUGCUGCUUGCUCUCUUCUUGGAGGAGAUCGGCUUUUUUCUGCGUCAUGUCCCCUCUCAGCGGCGCAGGCAUCUCUGCCUGUGGAUCCUGGGAAUAUAUCCAGUCUUCGGGAUGACGUCCAUCAUUGCGCUAUAUGUUCCACGCUCCUCAUCUCUGUGCAAUUUCAUUGCAUCUCUAUAUCACUCCAUUACACUCUUGAAGUUCAUGGGUCUUAUCAAAGACUUCUUCGGUGGAAAGACCCGCAUGCUGGAGGCAUUAGCAGGGGAGCACGUGUCUCCAAACCCCUUCCCCUGUUGCUGCUGCUGCUGUCUUCCUCUCUUUGACAUCAACGCGACCAGUGUGAGGUGGAUGAUGGCCGCUGUUUUUCAGCUCUCUGUGGUCAGAACAAUCCUGUUCUUCCUCACUCUUGUCCUCUGGACAGAUGAACAAUAUGAUUACGGGGAUGUGAAUUCGGGUAAUCCCAACAUGUAUGUAAAUGCCAUCAUUGCUGUAUCCACGUUUCUGUCCUUCUAUGGCUACUUGCUGUUUUAUAAAGCUUCAAAAAGGGCAUUGCCUGGAUACAGUCUUCGAGCCAAAUUUAUUUGCAUCAUUGUUGUCCUGGUCCUUUGUGGACUACAGAGUGGAAUUCUGGAGACCAUGGGUGCGCUGAAUGUCAUCCCCUGCACUCCUCCCUUCUCUGACCUGUUUCGUUCCCAAUUAAUCUACCACUAUUCUGUAAUUGUGGAGAUGUUCUGCAUCAGCCUCUUUGCACAUCACACAUUCCGGAAAGUUGAACCCUGUCACGGCGAGGGAGAAGAAAUGGAGAUUGAUGUCAUAAGAGUCCUCAAUGAAAAGGCAAUUCAGACAGAAGACGAGCUGCCAAUCGCUGUGCAGCUCUCCUCUCAAGAGGACGAGCCAUGCCAUUCUAACCUCGGAUACAACAGCGACAGUGAAGACAGCCUCUGUAAAAUUGAACACGCACCACUGGACCGCUUCCCUUUUCCCUUACAGCACAGACUACUAAAAACUGCAACAAACAUGGAGAAAGUACAUUUUACACCUCCUGAGGGCUCCAUGAGUGUGGAGCUGCCCACAAUUACUGUCAGUGCUCAAAUUAACCAUACGGACAGUGGUGAUGUUACUGUUGUAUAGAUAAAAAAAGAGAAAAUUUGUAAUUUAUUCCACUUUUUAUGUCUAUCACUCCAGUGGGGCCCAGGAAACUAAAUGCCAUUUGAAUUGUAAACUCAUCAGCAUAGCAAGGUUUUUUUAAAAUCUCUAA